UGUCUGGUUUGGAGUCGGAGUAGAGGGAGUGAUAAAGUAUACAGAAAUUUUCUGUGGCUUUGGAUUCUUGUGGCAAUUCGUGCUAGCCAGCUUUACUUGGGUAUGGUGGGUGCAUAAUCCCGUAAAAUCAUUAGAAAAAUUGAAACUUGGCCAAAAGGGGUGACUCCAUAUCCAUCCCCUUUUAGCUUUUAGCUUUCUGGGUUGUGAGUCACUUGUGAGCAGAAAGAAACAUGGCGGCAGGAGAGGGUGGAAGAAGGGUGCUGCUACUGUUGUUAUUGUUUACCAGUAACUGCAUUCUUCAUUGGAUGCCCGUUGCUGUUAAUGGUAACACAGAUCCGAAUGAUGCGGCAGCUAUAAGGAUUUUAUUUCAAUCUAUGAACUCACCUUCACAGCUAUGUUGGCAAGCGAAUGGUGAUGAUCCGUGUGGACAAUAUUGGAAAGGCAUAACAUGCUCAAACAACCGAGUUACAGAGAUUAAGUUAUCCAAUCUUAAACUAACGGGAACAUUGCCUUAUGGAUUACAACCCUUGACAUCUUUGACCAACCUAGACCUGAGUAGCAACAAUCUUGGAGGUGGCAUACCAUACCAGCUUCCUCCAAAUAUGCAGCGCUUAAAUCUGGCUUAUAAUAACUUCACUGGGACAAUCCCUUACUCUAUUUCUGAUAUGACCUCUCUUACAGACCUGAAUCUUGGUCACAAUCAGUUCCAGCAAGGAUUGAACGUUAACUUCAUGAAGCUUUCUACCCUCUCUUCAUUGGAUCUCUCCUUCAAUUUAUUGACAAGUGACCUUCCGCAGACUUUGAGCUCACUUUCAGGCAUUACCAGCAUGUAUCUGCAGAACAACCAGUUUACAGGCACUAUUGAUGUCCUUGCUAAUCUGCCUCUUGAAAAUCUGAAUGUGGAAAACAAUAAUUUUACUGGAUGGAUACCAGAACAAUUAAAAAGCAUAAAUUUAAAGACUGGUGGUAAUACAUGGAGCUCCGGACCUGCACCCCCACCUCCUCCCGGGACCCCACCAUUACCUAAAAGCAAUCGACACCACAGAGCCGGUGGCGGAAGCACCACUACCUCCCCCUCAGAUGCUGGCAGCAGUAACAACAUGAGUGACGGCAGCAAAAAAUCUGGUGUUGGAGGUGGUGGCAUAGCUGGAAUUGUGAUCUCGAUAAUUGUUGUUGGGGCAAUAGUAGCAUUCUUUUUGGUGAAGAGAAAAUCCAAGAAGUCAUCUUCAGAUUUAGAAAAACAGGACAAUCAGUCCUUUGCUCCUCUUCCCUCAAAUGAAUUCCAUGAAUUGAAAUCUGUGCCACCUUCCUCUAUAACUGAAAUGAAGACAUUUGAAACUUCUGCCUCAAUAAAUCUUAAACCCCCACCUAUGGAUCGUCAUAAAUCAUUUGAUGAGGAUGAACUUUCAAAGAAGCCUGCCAUUAUCAAGAAGACUGUCACAUCUCCUGCUAAUGUGAAAUCAUACUCUAUAGCUGAUCUACAGAUUUCAACCGGAAGCUUCAGUAUUGAUCAUCUUGUUGGUGAGGGGUCCUUUGGUCGUGUUUACCGGGCUCAGUUUGAUGACAAACAAGUUCUUGCAGUGAAGAAAAUAGAUUCAUCUGUCCUUCCCAAUGACCUUUCUGAAGAAUUUACAGAAAUAGUUUCAAACAUCUCUCAUUUACAUCAUCCGAACGUGACAGAACUAGUAGGUUAUUGUUCAGAGUAUGGGCAGCACCUCUUAGUCUAUGAGUUUCAUAGAAAUGGAUCACUGCAUGACUUCCUUCACCUAUCAGAUGAAUAUAGUAAGCCAUUGAUAUGGAAUUCCCGUGUGAAGAUUGCAUUGGGGACUGCGCGUGCUUUAGAGUACCUACAUGAAGUUUGUUCACCAUCAGUUGUACACAAGAACAUUAAAUCAGCCAACAUAUUACUUGAUGCAGAACUUAAUCCUCAUCUUUCAGACAGUGGAUUAGCAAGCUAUAUUCCAAAUGCAGACCAGGUGUUGAACCAAAAUGCCGGAUCUGGAUAUGAUGCACCUGAAGUUGCUUUGUGUGGUCAGUAUACCAUGAAAAGUGAUGUUUAUUGCUUUGGAGUUGUGAUGUUGGAGCUACUCAGCGGACGUAAACCAUUUGAUAGCUCGAGACCUAGAGCUGAGCAGUCUCUAGUUCAUUGGGCCGCACCUCAACUCCAUGAUAUUGAUGCAUUGACCAAAAUGGUUGAUCCUGCGCUGAAAGGGUUAUAUCCUGUUAAAUCUUUGUCUCGUUUUGCAGAUGUUAUUGCUCUCUGCGUUCAGCUGGAGCCUGAAUUCCGACCACCAAUGUCAGAAGUGGUUCAAGCCUUAGUACGGUUGGUGCAGCGAGCCAACAUGAGCAGGCGGACUACUUUUGGAUCUGAUCAUGGAGGAUCCAAUCGAGGGAGUGAUGAACCCGCCAUACAUGAUAAUGUAUAAAUGGGAACAUAAUCCUUGUGUCAUUCUUGAAA
Molecule: messenger RNA, 2458 nt
Organism: Arachis ipaensis
Lineage: Eukaryota; Viridiplantae; Streptophyta; Magnoliopsida; Fabales; Fabaceae
Source: RefSeq, a predicted model, not a curated record